Phialemonium atrogriseum is the source of this 2506-nucleotide messenger RNA. RefSeq lists its product as uncharacterized. The record is from RefSeq and is a predicted model, not a curated record. The coding region runs from base 362 to 2371 and encodes 669 amino acids. The transcript has a single exon. NCBI's taxonomy places the organism in Eukaryota, Fungi, Ascomycota, Sordariomycetes, Cephalothecales, Cephalothecaceae.
CCACGACCUUGUGACCGCCUUGUUCUCCCCACCACCACCAGAUCUUUAUAACCAUUUCCUCGACUCUUAUCUUGGUUCUGUCAUUCCUGGUGUUGCACAACGGUGACAGUGUGGGACCUCUGGCAACCCCACGCCAACCACUUAUUCACCUGUUGACCUGUUUGCUUUGCCUCCGAGCAAGACGUUCAUUCAUUCUGCCAUUGACACGACGGUAUCUGUCGACUCAACAAUAUAGAGCCAUUGGGACUCCUGCGUGAUUUACCCCUACCUACCAUUCCACCAUUACUCCUUGGUCACGCCAAUUCCAAAGGAGCUCAUGUUUCGUCAAAGUCGGUCAUAAUUCCAAAUCACCUAACCUGAAAUGGCCAACCCAGCCGAACCACCACGGAGGCGCUUUGCUCCUGUUCCCAUCGAGACCACGUUCGAGCAAUACCGCAAGACCGGCCCUGCUCCUGAGCCGACCCCGAGUCCAUCACCACGCUCAGAAUCUCCCCCAGCCUUCCUACUUCGAGAAAAGCGAAGGUUCGCCCCGCAGCUCGUCGAGUCCUCUGUCCGGAGAUCACGAAGGGCAGGAGACGAUGGCCCCGCUACACGACCCACCGACAGGACUGACAUUACCCCAUACACCAACCAUAUAUAUGUGCCCAGAUCAAGGAGGCAACAUGGACACAGCAAAACUCGGGAGCGGGGGAUGGACCUGGCCCGCCGCGAAUCCUGCGAUGAGGAGGUUGCCGGCGGGGUCUUCGACCUGGUUGCGAAGGAUGCACAGAGGAAGCUGCAGGAGGUGGCCCUCAGUGCGUUCCCCAACAGCAACAUAAGAAUCGGGGGUGCGGAACACUUCUACGUACGGGAGAGCUCGGAUGACGACAAUGCCCCGGCCAGAGGCAGGGCAGAAACCCGUGGGAUUGGUCGCGUCCGCCGCUCGAGGCGGAACUCGUCUACGGAGGAUAUUAGCUGGGCCUUCAAGGAGAUGCAAGAACACGCCGCGAUACUGGAGUCGAAGCAAGACCGCAUAUCGACCCCGGAUCUUGACAAUAUGAGCAUCGAUGGUCCGCCUAGCGAUGCAAUGGGCCUUACAAGGGCUCAGAGACAGUCCAUGUCUGGGUCGCCGUUGUGGACCGCGUCUAGAUCGUCGAGCUUGCUGGGGGCCAUUGGAGAGCAUCAUAUGCCGUACGUGCGCGCCGAGUCACCCCUGCCCACCAUCGGCGAAGCCGCCAUGCCGUACGUCCCUCCGGAAUCGCCGGCAAUCCUCCCAAUUGGCGAGACCUUGAUGCCCUAUAUCCCCACGGCCCCGGCUGGCCAAGCCGCCAACAUGCCCUAUGCCCCGGCGUCCCAAAUUCCGCCAGAGACUGGGUUUGGCAGCAACCGAGCCUUCCCGCCUCCGUUCGGCGGUCUUCACAAUGACAGGGACAUGUCCCUCGAAAGGCUAAGGAACCUUCACCGUCUCCGGGCCACUGCUUCGCCGCCCAUGCUUGGGAAGGACCUGAAGUUCCGCAUGUGCCCAUCCCCUGAACAGACCAAACUCGAGCCAGACCACCUCUGGGACCUCCAGACAGGUACCACAGCCGAGGAGCCAAACCGCGAUGUCAGCGGAGAGCACGGGUUGUGGCGUGGAUAUUGCUACACCUCGGACAGGUCCGAGCAGCUUGCCCUUGCCGAAAGGCCGGCAAUGAUCUCGACCCCCUAUGCAGCCACGACACCGGGAGACCCGUUUGCGAGGGCGUUCAGCAUGUCGGCACCGAAUGCCACGAUCUGCGACGAGCCCGAAGCGGUGGCUAGGUCAGACAAACUACACCAUCACAACCAUAAUCUCUCCAAUUCGGCGACCAUGCAACCUGAGCAUCGCAGACUUAACCAAGAACCCAAGGGCCUUCAUAUGCUACAGGGUCUUGACGAACGCCUUCGCAAAGAGAAGGCCGCGGCAGACCUGGAAGAGAAGAUCAUUGAGGAGUUUGACGACUCCUUCGUCACGCAGGUUUACAAUUACCUGUCCCUUGGCUACCCAGCCACGGCUCGGGCAUACGAUGCAGAGUUGAGCAAGAUCAGCAGGAUAAGCCUCGAAGAGCUUGAGCAGGACGAUGUUGUUAUUAUGGACAGCCUUUGGAUUCACAGCAGACCUGGUUCCGACAGCGCGAGCGCCGGAGGAAACACGAUGUUGGCGGGUAUUUCCAAUGGCAAAAGGGUCAGGACCGCCUGCCACAUCAUGCUCGAAAACGAAGAGCAGCCCGACGUCUGCGAGGAGGACCGCACUGCGCGAUGGAAAGCCCUGAAGCAGUACAUCUACGAGUGGGCAAGGCAGCACCCUGACCUGGGCGCCAUCAGCCCUUUGGCAUGGGGCAUGCAGGAGAGACGAGGAAGCUGGGGGGUCUGAUUUUUUAUUUUAUCUCAACCGGGCAGCAUCACCCGGGCAGCGUCACCCGGGCAGCAUCAGCAUAGCAACGGAUGAAAUUUGCGUCGACAACCUCAUUCAGCACCGUUUGGUUCCAUCCAAUUGGCCGCUAGUCAA